Gasterosteus aculeatus aculeatus (three-spined stickleback) is the source of this 2105-nucleotide messenger RNA. Its product is annotated as claudin-20. Gene Ontology annotation, molecular function: structural molecule activity. Gene Ontology annotation, cellular component: bicellular tight junction; membrane. Lineage: Eukaryota; Metazoa; Chordata; Actinopteri; Perciformes; Gasterosteidae. The record is from RefSeq and is a predicted model, not a curated record.
CGCGCAAGAGAGAGAGAGAGAGACAGCGAGAGGGAGAGAGGGAGAGAGCUCUGUGCGGUCGACGGAGCAGGGAUGUCCUCUCCCACCCUGCCGCCGAGGACAUGGAUGGCUCGAAUGGACCCGUAACCCGGGCUGAAUCGUCCCCGCUCGCGCCCUCGCCGGCCGGCCGUCUCUCCGCGCGCCACUCUGCGUGUUUGCGGGAUUCACUGCGAACAACGUGACGCGCGCGCGCUCCAGCUCUGCGCCAGCCGGGUCCGGUGGAGCCGCGGCUGAAGAACUGGGGAUUUGAUUGGCAGCCGGUACACCGCUGAGGCGGCGGGGGUCGACGUGCCUGGCCGGCGCUGGGUGAAUGCUGCCUGGCGAGGGCAGGCGCUGACGCGGCAGCGGCAUCCACUUGGGGGGGAAAUUUUAUUUUUUUUUAAAAAGGAGCAUGGCAUCCACGGGCAUGCAGAUAUUUGGAUUCGUCCUCGCCCUGUUGGGCAUCAUGGGCGCCAUGGUGGCCACGCUGCUGCCCAACUGGAAGGUCAGCGCGGACGUGGGCUCCAACAUCAUCACAGCGAUCUCCCAGAUGCAGGGUCUGUGGAUGGACUGCACGUGGUACAGCACGGGCAUGUUCAGCUGCACGCUGAAGUACUCCGUGCUCUCGCUGCCCGCGUACCUGCAGACCGCCCGCACCACCAUGGUGCUCUGCUGCGUGAUGGCCGCCAUGGGCCUCUGCCUCGCGUCCCUGGGACUGAAGUGCACGCGCUGGGGAGGGGGGCGGCGUUCCAAGCGGCACGCCGCCAUCGCCAGCGGAGGCUGCUUCGUCGCCGCCGGCUUCCUGUGUCUGGUGCCGGCUUCCUGGUUCACCAACGAGGUCAUCACCAACUUCCUGGACUCCUCUGUGCCCGAGAGCAACAAGUUUGAGCCCGGGGGUGCCGUGUACGUGGCCUUCGUUUCAGCGGGGUUCCUCUUCGUCGGGGGGUCCAUCUUCUGUAUGUCCUGCUCGGGUAAAAGGCACGGCCCCCAAGACAUGAUCCUGCUCCCUCCCCCGGACAAAUUGCUGCUCCAGCAGCAGCAGCAGCAACAGCUGCUCCAGCAGGAGCUCCAGCACCAGUACUGCUCGCUCUCCCCAUUAGACAACAAGACCGGCUACAGCCUGCAGGACUACGUGUAAUAAACGGCUACAAGGGGACAAGCCUGGGGGGACGCCGUCGCGGCUUAUGCUACACACUGAGCUCCACUCCAGAUGGAGGUGGAGGGGAAAAAGGAGAGGGGAGGGCAAACGACUUUGAAUUCAUUUCCCCUUCCCCUCGAUCUUGCUCUUCCUUCCCUUUGGUCUUUUGCAAGCACAAGCAGCGGAGGUAAAUUCCCUCGGCGUCGCCGUGGAUCAAACUGAACUGAAUGUGUGAGGAGCCGGGACGAGGUGCUGCAGCAUCGGAGGACGCCGCUAACCAAAUGCAGACCUCCUUCGCCGGUAAACCACAGAAAAACGCUCCCCAGGGAAUGGAUUAAGCAAAUAAGGAAGCCUUCCGUGUAGAUACAUUUUUUUUAAUUAUUAUUUCCCCCUUCGCCAAAGGUUUGAAUUGAAAGAAAAGAAGCAAUCAUUUAGCUGCUAUUUACAAUCUGUCUGUGUCCACUCAAUUGACGAAAACAGGCAGUAUAACGCCUGAGGAACCUUUCCAUAGCGAGCCAUUGUAGUUUUUACUAGAAUGCUGCGACUGAUCGAAAGCAUAUUUUUGUUAGCUACUAGAAUGACGUUGAUAUUUUGCCUCUAAAGCAUGCUGUGUGGAGCCUGCCUGUGUACCGAUACAGCGGCAUGCCUGGUUAAAAAAGACUGAGACAUAGCCACAAAAUGCCUGUGCCUGAAAAGCUGUAGAAACAUUACCCUGCUGCAAGUGUUCAGAGAGGACUGUCAAGAGGAGCAAACGGGGGGGGGGGGGGGGAGGACUGCCGGGCAGGAAUUCAGACAGAAAACGCAGACAAAAACAGUUGCCUGCUUGUCUCUCUGCGGGUGAAUAUGCGAGAGAGAUGCGGAGGAAUUGAUAAGAGGGAGAUUCAAUGAAGAAGCAGAGUGCAGUAUCUGAUCUGUGCUGCUUUAUUUAUUUCUACCAAGACAAAAAAAA